Nelumbo nucifera (sacred lotus) is the source of this 2271-nucleotide messenger RNA. Its product is annotated as serine/threonine receptor-like kinase NFP. NCBI's taxonomy places the organism in Eukaryota, Viridiplantae, Streptophyta, Magnoliopsida, Proteales, Nelumbonaceae. The record is from RefSeq and is a predicted model, not a curated record. Gene Ontology annotation, molecular function: protein kinase activity; ATP binding. Gene Ontology annotation, biological process: protein phosphorylation.
GGUGCCCAACACAACAGGUGGAACCUGAAUGGAAUAGACUAUCAACACUGUACACAGAUAUGGGAAACUGGGAGUAGAAAAACAUCAGAAGAUAAGGAAAAAAAAAAAACCUAAGUUUCCCAUAUCUGUGUACCAUCUCUGCUCUCAGGGUGGAGAAUAAAGAUGAGAGUAGAGCACCAUCUCUUCUCUUCUCUCCUCCUCCUCCUCCUCUUAGGCCUUCUACACCAAUUACAAGCCCAACCAGACAUCACUGGCUACAGCUGCUCAGCCAACCAAUCCAUCUACCCCUGCCACACCUAUGUCUUCUACCGAGCCAUGUCUCCCAGCUUCCUCGACCUUGCCAACGUCGGUGACCUCUUCGGUAUAAGCCGACUCCUGAUAGCAGAAGCCAGCAACAUCUCUUCCCCAAAUUCAACUCUCGUCCCUGACCAGAACCUCUUCGUUCCUGUAACAUGCUCCUGUGACUCUCAAUACAAUCUCUCCUAUGCCAAUAUCACCUACAAAAUCAAGAAAGAUGAUACCUACUACCUUGUCUCCACGACUCUGUUCCAGAACCUUACUACUUAUCAGUCUGUUAUAGUCGUCAAUCCUACUCUAGUCCCUACAAAUCUCACCAUUGGUGUCCAAGUUGUUUUUCCGAUCUUCUGCAGUUGUCCCAAUAGUACUCAACUGCAGAAUAACAUCAGUUAUCUCAUCACAUACGUUAUUCAACCUUCCGAUACCUUUGAUUCAGUAGCUCAGAAGUUUGGGUUGAAUUCACAGUCCUUGAUAGAUUUAAAUGGAGGGACCAUCUAUCCCAACCUUACCAUCCUCCUUCCGGUGUCUCAACUUCCUCAGCUGACACAGCCUGCUGCUGUUCCUUCCACAGUACCUUCUACGACCACAGAGAGAAAGGGGGUUAAUACUGGGUUGGGAAUUGGGUUGGGAAUUACAGGUUUUCUGUUAAUUCUGUUGAUCCUGAUUAUGGGCAUAUGGGUUUAUCGAGAGGUAUACUUGAAAAAGGGCUAUGCAGUUGCAGAAAUCAAGGAGAAGCAGUCCAAAUUUAAGCUAGGGGGAAUGUUGGAUGGAGAUUUCAUGGCCGAUGUUUCGGAUUGCUUGGACAAAUACAGAGUUUAUGAGAUUGAAGAAGUGAGAGAGGCAACUAAUGGAUUCGAUUCAAGUUGCUUGAUUCAUGGCUCGGUGUAUAAAGGAAGAAUAGGAGGAGAAAUCUAUGCCAUUAAGAAGAUGCAGUGGAAUGCAUACGAAGAACUGAAGAUCUUACAAAAGGUUAACCAUGGGAAUCUAGUGAAGCUGGAGGGUUUCUGCAUUGACCCAGAAGACAGAAACUGCUAUCUUGUCUACGAAUACGUUGAGAAUGGAGAUCUCCAUUCAUGGCUUCAUGAAGACAGCAGUAGGGGAAAGCUCGACUGGAAGACUAGGCUACGAAUUGCCAUCGAUAUUGCUAAUGGUCUCCAGUACAUCCAUGAGCACACAAGGCCAAGGGUGGUGCAUAAAGACAUCAAGACUAGCAACAUUCUAUUGGAUGGAAAUAUGAGAGCAAAGAUUGCCAACUUUGGACUAGCCAAAUCUGGUUGCAAUGCCAUAACCAUGCACAUUGUGGGUACUCAAGGUUAUAUUGCACCGGAGUAUCUUGCAGAUGGGAUUGUAACAACAAAGAUGGAUGUUUUCUCCUUCGGAGUGGUUCUACUUGAGCUAGUUUCUGGUAAGGAAGCCAUUAAUGAGGAGGGAAAGCUCCUAUGGAUGGAACUCAGUGCAGUUUUGGAAGGGAGUGAAGAGGAGAAGGAGGAGAAGUUGAAGGCAUGGAUGGAUGCCUUUCUUGUUGGGGAAUCAUGCUCAAAGAAGAGUGUGAUGAAUGUAAUCACUGUUGCUGAGGCAUGCUUACAAAAAGAACCCUCUAAGCGGCCAAGUAUGGUAGAUAUUGUCUACAUGCUGUGCAAGAGUGAUGAUUUGUCCUUGGACCUCUCUGAGGAUAGCAAGUCAGUCACUAAUGUAUCAGCCAGAUAAGACUUAAGAGAAUUUAGUGCCAAGGUUUUAGCUUUCCCCUUCCUUUAAUUUGAUUCAAGGGGAUCAAAUAAUAAAUCAUGCUGUUUUUUUUUUUUCAUUUUUCUCCUUUUGUUGUAAUACAUAUAUAUAAUAAUCCAGGCAGUCUAUAUAAACUAUGUACUUAUUUUCUUUUGCCUUUUUGGUUCUUUUAGUAUUUAUAUAUUUAUUUUGUUUGUGUGUAUGAAGCUUUUGAAUAUUUAUGGAGUGAGCAGCCUGAGAGAACAUGUA